This is a messenger RNA of Strongyloides ratti, 834 nucleotides long. RefSeq names its product 3-hydroxyanthranilate 3,4-dioxygenase. NCBI's taxonomy places the organism in Eukaryota, Metazoa, Nematoda, Chromadorea, Rhabditida, Strongyloididae. The transcript has 2 exons. Gene Ontology annotation, biological process: 'de novo' NAD+ biosynthetic process from L-tryptophan; quinolinate metabolic process. The record is from RefSeq and is a predicted model, not a curated record. Gene Ontology annotation, molecular function: iron ion binding; 3-hydroxyanthranilate 3,4-dioxygenase activity. Gene Ontology annotation, cellular component: cytoplasm. Bases 1 to 834 code for a protein of 277 amino acids.
AUGAUUGCUAUAUCUGAAAAUGUAGAAAAAUGGUGUGUUGAAAAUGAAAAAAAUUUUAAACCACCUGUUUGUAACAAAUGUAUGUUUGAUAAGUAUUUAAAAGUUUUUUUUGUUGGUGGACCAAAUCAAAGAAAAGAUUAUCAUAUUGAGGAAGGUGAAGAGUUUUUUUAUCAAAUGAAAGGUGAUAUGGUUUUAAAACUUAUUUUAAAUGGAAAACCAUAUGAUUUAGUUAUACCAGAAGGUCAUAUUUUUAUGUUACCUGCUAAAAUGGAACAUUCACCACAACGAUUUGAAAAUACUUUAGGUAUGGUUAUUGAAAGAGAACGUUUAGAAACAGAAUUUGAUUGUGUUCGUUAUUUCACGUCAGAUGAGUGUGAUAGUAUUCUUUUUGAAAGAUGGUUUCAUCUAAAAGAUGUAGUAAAAGACUUACCUCCUAUCAUUAAAGAAUUCAUGGAAUCAGAGGAGAAAAAAAAUAUGAAAGUUGGAGAAAAAUCUUUUUUAUGUCAACCCAAAUAUAAUGUUGUUUGUCAAGAUAUUGAGAAACCACAAAAUAUUUUUCAACUAAUAAAAAAAUAUGAAAAUGAUUUAGAAAAUGGAAAAGAAAUUGUUCUUUUUGGUAAACCAAAAUAUAGAAGCAUUGUCAAAUUGUAUGGCAAAGGCAGACAUAACACAAAACAUAACCACGCAAAAGAAUUAUUUAUUUACGUUUUAUGUGGAAAAGCUAUUAUUGACAGUAAAGAAUACCACAAAAAUGAUGCUAUAAGAAUAAUAAACGAGACAACUACGACAUUUGAUCUAACUACAUCAUCAGUUGUACUAACUCUUAUGAUGUAA